UGCUGGGCGACCUUUGCGGGGACUUUGGGGUUUGUGCCCAUCCUCGGCAGGAGUUGCCCGGGGGACCCUCUGCCUCCGCAGCAGGGCUGCCUGAACGGAGAGAGGCCUCGGGACCAGGGAAGGGCAGCCCUUCUGCUCGGGGUGGGCUAGGCAGAGGCCCCGAGACCCGUCUCCAGUUCUCCCCCCCCCCAAGGCAGAAGGGGCACCAGGGGACUGAGAGUGGGGGAUCCCCCCCCCCAAGAGCAGCUGUGGAGCCUAAAGCUGAGAGAAAACAUGAUGAGAUCUAAGCCAUGUGAAGAUUCUUAGCCAUUCUGUCACUUCCUUUCAAAGAAACAGGAUUGAUCCUAAGGCUCCUUUGAGUUUUCUUCUGUUUCCAUCAGUGGUCCUUGCAGGGAGUAUUUUUCUGAUUGUAAUGUAGCUCUCACCAGCAACUGAGCAGACUAUUCUUUCUAGGCUGUUGAUCACAGAUUCUAACUUCCGAUCUUCAAAAAAAGAGCUCCCAGGCCUGCAGUAAUAAGCGCUGUGAUUUCAGAAUUCAGAAAUUCUGUUUCAGAAUUGAGUGAACUCCAGAUAGCAGUGAAGAAAGUUCCCUCAGAGGCUUUCUGGAAGAAGGACAAGGGGCUGCGACCACAAGGUGACCACCGGGAUGUCUGGCCUGCUUUGGUCUGAUGUGUCUCAAAGUUGCUCCUUGAUCUCUGAGCUUCUCUCGCUCAUCCAAUUUCUGAGUCUCCCCUGGGUCAACGCUGCACCCUGCCCUUGAUUCAGCCUUCUGCCAGUGCCAGGAUGUUCGACUGGAUUGAGAAGGUGGUACCCCAGCCUCCUGUGAAAAUCCAUGCACCAGUGGAACAGAGGACAGCUGUGGACAGACCAGAACUUGCCAAGAAGCUGCCAGAAGGAGGCUGCUGCAAUCCAGCAGAAGCAUCCAUCCCAGAAGAAGGCCUGGGCAUCGUGGACCUGUGGCUGUUGAGGGAAAGUCCUUGGCGCUUCCACACCAGCUUCCUCCCGCUUCCUCCCAGGGCUGGCCAGGGCUGGCUCUUCUGGCUCUCCCAGAGGCUGCAGAAGACGAUCCCACAGCUGCCGGAGAGGUCCCAGGUCCUGGAGGCCAGCAUUGAUAUUCCAGAAGAGACGGAAAUCCAAAGCUUGCAUGAAGAAGAGGAGGAAUUAGUCAUUACGGUCCUCGAGUCAGAAGAGGAGUCUGAAGUGCAAUCCAGCGUCACCCCAAAUAACAGCAAUGGGGAGAAAGUAUUUACCUGGCUGAUGGAAGGAUUUGAAAAAAUAAUGCCUCAGCCAGAGAACAGGAAAAAAGAUGAGGAAGGGACCCCAGGAAGAGCUGCUGAAGCUGACUUAAAAGGGAGCCGUCGAGCGACGUCGCAGAGUGACCCCCUCCCAGGCAGCCCUCCCAGUUCCAUUGUAGCAAUGAGUGGAGCCUCGUCGGACAAGCAGUCCUACCUCAGCCUUCCUCUCUUUCCCCUGGGACCUGGAGGCAACGGAGCCCAAAGCCUGUUCAAGUGCUUCCUUCAGGGACUGGAGAAAGUGAUGCCCCAGCCUGUCACUAAAACAAAACAAGAUGGGCAGCAAACGAAGAGCACAGUCCAGGGCCGAGAAAAAGAAACCCAUACCUUUUCCAUGGAGAGGGAUGCAGAAGAUGAUGGUGAGAUCCAGGUGGAAGUGAGAUGUUGGUCCUAUCUACCCGAGUAUCAUCUGGGCUCUCCCCCCAGCCCAGCGAGGAAGCGCCGUGGAGGCCAGCAGGAAAGGAGGGAAGCUUCAAAUGGUGGCACGUUGGGACAACUGACUUCAGCAAAAGUUGAGACAAGGAGAGACAUUGCAAACCCUUUAAUUCAGAGAGAGGAGGCAACAGCAGCUGCUGCCACCUUGGUGGCACCUGCAGGUUCUGUGCACUGCACUCAGGACGGUCUGCCCCCCCUCCAUGCAGGGCAGCCCCUCAGACCCACGAUUCCACCAGGACAACCAACCAGCAAAUACCCUACGGUGAAGCUUUCAAAGGUGGAUUCUGGCUCUUCCAGGCUGCCAAUACCUGCCUCCCAAGCUCGGCCAUCAGCCCCAAAGAGCUUGCACAGCCUUGCUGUGCCACCUAUACCAAAGGCUCCCAAGAGGAGGAAAUCCUCUUCCGAAGAAGUAAAAGUGGAAGAGCUGAGACUGUCCCCAGUCCAUGCCUGGCCAGACCAGUCCAGCCCACAGGAAGAACCCAACAGCUCACCCAGACGGGGCAGCUCAGCCGCCAGCCAGAGUAGCGCCAUCAUCAACGAGCGGCUGCAGGAGCUGGUGCGGCUCUUCAAGGACCGAACUGAGAAAGUCAAGGAGAAGCUGACAGACCCUGACGCCUCCUCCGAGGAUGAGACCCCUGCAACCUCUCCUUCCAAAGAGAAAACCUCAGAGGAGAAAGGCAAAGAAUCGGAGGAAGAUGGAGAGGGGCGUUUCCACGAAAUCCUUUGCUGCAGGUUUAAGUAUCACCCCUUCCUCUGCCACGCGAGGAAAGUCCAGUUCCCCAGCAGUAUUGACCCUUCCUCCAAUCUGAUGUACGUGUUGUGGCUCUUACUUGUGGUCCUGGCGUGGAACUGGAACUGUUGGCUGAUUCCGGUCCGCUGGGCUUUUCCAUAUCAAUCACCUGAGAAUGUCUAUUACUGGAUGGCUAUUGACUACCUCUGUGAUCUCAUCUACUUUCUGGACAUCGCCGUCUUUCAAGUCCGCCUGCAGUUUGUCUAUCAAGGAGAUAUUAUUACUGAUAAGAGAGCCAUGAGGAAGAAUUACCUGAAGUCCUAUCGCUUUAAGAUGGAUGCCCUCUGCCUUCUCCCCCUGGAUUUCCUGUACUUCAAGGUUGGCGUGCAUCCUCUCCUGCGCUUGCCUCGCUGCCUAAAGUACCUGGCCUUCACUGAGUUUAACAAUCGUCUUGAAGCUAUUUUGAGCAAGGCCUAUGUUUACAGAGUCGUAAGGAUCACGGCCUACCUGCUCUUCAGCCUGCACCUGAAUUCCUGCUUGUAUUACUGGGCCUCCUCCUUCCAGGGGAUCGGCUCCACCGCCUGGGUCUACGAUGGCAGAGGAAACAGUUACAUCCGCUGUUAUUACUGGGCUGUCAAGACGCUCAUCACCAUCGGAGGGCUGCCGGAGCCCCACAACCUCUUCGAGAUUGUUUUUCAGCUUCUCAAUUACUUCACAGGCGUCUUUGCUUUCUCAGUGAUGAUCGGCCAGAUGAGGGAUGUUGUGGGUGCUGCCACAGCAGGACAAUCGUACUAUCGGAGCUGCAUGGAUAAUACUGUAAAGUAUAUGGCUUUGUACAGAAUUCCCCGUUCGGUUCAGAACAGAAUCAAAACUUGGUAUGAAUACACUUGGCAUUCCCAAGGCAUGCUGGAUGAAUCAGAGCUGCUCACACAGCUGCCCGACAAGAUGAAGCUGGACAUCGCCAUCGAUGUAAACUACAGCAUUGUGAGCAAAGUGCCACUCUUCCAGGGCUGUGACCGGCAAAUGAUUUUUGACAUGCUGAAGCGGCUGCGAUCUGUGGUGUACUUGCCUAACGACUACGUGUGCAAAAAGGGAGAGAUCGGCCGCGAGAUGUACAUCAUUCAGGUGGGACAAGUCCAAGUGCUUGGAGGACCGGAUGGGAAAACGGUGCUGGUGACACUGAAAGCCGGCUCCGUGUUUGGAGAAAUAAGUUUACUGGCUGUGGGAGGUGGAAAUCGGCGUACUGCUAAUGUUGUGGCACAUGGAUUUACUAACCUUUUCAUUCUGGAUAAGAAGGAUUUGAAUGAAAUUCUGGUGCACUAUCCGGAGUCCCAAAAGCUGCUGCGGAAGAAAGCCAGACGAAUGCUGAAGAACAACACCAAGCCCAAAGAAGAGAAGGGGCUCCCCAUCAUCCCAGCCAGAGCUGGGACCCCCAAGCUCUUGCAAGCUGCCCUGAUGGCUGCAGGGAGAAUGAGGGGCAAGGGCAGACUGGCUCACCUCCGCUGGAAACUGAAGGAGCUGAAGGCAAUCCAGGCUGCCAGUUCCACACCAAUUGUCCCCAAGUCACCAGCUAGCCAUGUUUCACUAGCUGGUUCCCCCAAGCCCAACGACUGCGGAACAGAGACGAAGAUCUGCAAGAGUCCCAACCAUCCUUUUCGGAUUUCCAUGAGUCCAGCCCGGACUGGGGAUGAAGAGGUUCUCUCAGUGGAAGUCUUAGAAAAAGAGGAUCCUAAGUAGAAGAACCAGAUGAGCCUCCAUAUCUUGCAAGUCUUUGCUGGUCGCAUUUGCUUGGAUUGUGCAGCCAUUCAAAAUAAUCUCUACUAUUAAGAACAAAGUGGGCUGAGAUUGAGUCUUGGCAAUUAAGAGACCCCUAUAAUUUUUUACAUUUUAUUUAGAGAACCAAUUUGGUGUCAUGGCUAAGAUAUCAGGCUAGAAACAGGAGACUGUGACUUUUAGUUUCACUUUAGGCACAAAACCAGUUGGGUGACCCUGGGCCAGUCACUCUGUCUCAGCCCUCGGAAGAAGGUAAUGGCAAACCACUCCUAAAAAACCUUGCCAAGAAAACUGCAGGGACUUGUCCAGAGUCUGUGAGAAUUGGACAUGACUGAAGGAGGAAAAUAAACUUUUUUACACACCGAGCUAUUUAACUAUCUUUAGAAAAUUACAGCAAAAAUCCAAGAGAAAUUAGAGCAAGUGAAAUCUCUUAUUAAGCUUAUUGCCUUUUUAUAGGUUCGAAAUAUACAGUAAAUAUAUUGGUUCUAAAUGUAGAGUAAAUAUAUUUGAUUUGUUUAAAACACCUUCUGUUGUGUGUCUUUUAAUGUAUUGCACAGCACAAAAAUCCAAAAAAAAAGUGUGUUAGAAAGAGUAGAAAACAGCAUUGAUAAGAACAUCUACACACAGUAGUAGAAGAUGCAGGCCACAUAGAAGCUAAGAUUGAUUAUAGGCUACCAAGUCAUUUCCACCACAUAGUAGAAGGAAAAGAUUCAUAAUAUUGACGUUUUCCCUUCAGUGACUCCGUGGUAUUGGCUUACUGACUUGAAGAUGAAAUGAAACAAGAAUUGCAGCUGGAGAAAUAUUAAUUUGAAAGAAUUUCCGUGGAUGCAUCACAAGCCCCGAAUGUCUGUCUCAGAUCAAUUGUUCAGUUUAUUAGCCAUCUCCAGAUUUUUGUCAUUCAAUCUCCGGCUGCUGAAACCGCCCCAAAGGCCCCUCGUAAGCUCCCCCGCGCUCCCUCUGCCCCACGCCGGCGAGGCCGGAAGCCGCCGACGCCUGAGCCCUCCAACCAGCAGCCGCAGCCACGAACCGGAACUCCACGUUGCCUAAAAGGCUGGCAAGCUUCGAGUCCAGCUUCGGGGCCGCCGCCCGAGAGGGCUGACUUCCUCACUCGGAGGCCAAGAGGGCAGCGCCGGUUCGCGGCCGCUUCUCCCGGAGCGGCUGGGCUCGGCACCGCUCCUAAAGCUGGCACUGGGUCCUCAGAGCAGAGAUUCAAUACUACUACUACUACCACC
Molecule: messenger RNA, 5462 nt
Organism: Ahaetulla prasina
Lineage: Eukaryota; Metazoa; Chordata; Lepidosauria; Squamata; Colubridae
Gene: CNGB1
Product: cyclic nucleotide gated channel subunit beta 1
Exons: 33
Coding region: 784-4194 (1136 amino acids)
Biological process (GO): monoatomic cation transmembrane transport; retina homeostasis
Cellular component (GO): photoreceptor outer segment; intracellular cyclic nucleotide activated cation channel complex; plasma membrane
Molecular function (GO): intracellularly cAMP-activated cation channel activity; protein-containing complex binding; intracellularly cGMP-activated cation channel activity
Source: RefSeq, a predicted model, not a curated record